CCCACUCGUCGGUGUUGCUGGUAGAAGCACUAUGGGUUCCCAAGGAAGCGAAGAGAAAGCCACCGGACAAGAGCAAGAAGGGUUGGAAGGCGGCGGCAGGAUAGAGGAGAGGAGUCAGAAGAUGGCUCCGGUGAAGAAGCCCAAAAAGGCCAAGCGGAAGAUCAGUGACUCCGGCGAGACCAAGAUCGAUGACUCCAGCGAGGCGAAGACCAAGGACGCCAGCAAGGUCAAGAGAACCAAGUCCGGCGGCUCGUUGGCGUUGCUUCCGGCGGACCUUCGUGGCCCCGAUACGGAAUGGUGGUAUGUCUUCCUCAGCAAGCACGCGGAACUCCACAAGGAAGCCGAAUCAGGUGGUCGUGCUCCAGUGCCUUCAGAUGAUGAGGAAGCGUUCAGGUACUUCUUCAGGACAUCGAGGAGGACUUUUGAGUACAUCUGCUCGAUUGUACGGGAGGAUUUGAUAUCGAGGCCGCCUUCUGGGCUGAUCAACAUUGAGGGGAGACUGCUUAGUGUGGAGAAGCAAGUAGCAAUUGCCAUGAGGAGGCUGGCAUCUGGGGAUUCGCAGGUGUCCGUUGGAGCUGCUUUUGGUGUGGGGCAGUCUACUGUUUCCCAAGUCACAUGGAGGUUUAUCGAGUCGAUGGAAGAGAGGGCUCGGCAUCAUUUGGUGUGGCCGGGCCAGGAGAGGAUGGAGGAGAUCAAAGCUAGGUUGGAGGCUGUCUCUGGUCUACCGAAUUGCUGCGGUGCCAUUGAUGCCACACACAUUAUCAUGACGCUUCCUGCUGUUGAAUCAUCUGAAGACUGGUGUGACCCUGCGAAAAACUACAGUAUGUUCCUACAAGGUAUUGUUGACAAUGAGAUGAGGUUUAUUGAUAUUGUCACUGGAUGGCCAGGGAGCAUGACAUUCUCACGCUUGUUAAAAUGCUCUGGGUUUUACAAGCUCUGCGAGGCUGGAAAACGCUUGAAUGGUCCUGUCAGAACUUCAGGGGAGGAUUCAGAAAUAAGGGAAUUCAUUGUUGGUGACAUGUGUUAUCCUCUACUGCCAUGGCUUAUGACUCCGUACCAAGGAGAAAGUCUAUCUACCCCAAUGGUCAACUUUAAUGCCCGGCAAAAAACUGCAAGGAUGCUUGGAACAAGAGCAUUGGCACGGCUGAAAGGCUCCUGGAAGAUCUUGCACAAAGUCAUGUGGAGGCCUGAUAAAAAUAAGUUACCGAGUAUCAUCCUGGUGUGCUGUCUGCUUCACAAUAUAAUUCUGGACUGCAACGACAAACUGCUUCCGGAUAUUCAGCUUCCAGAUCAUCAUGAUUAUGGUUAUAAUGAAGAGAACUGCCAGCAAGAGAAUCCUAAUGGCAAAGUAAUUAGAGAGAUCAUUACAGGAUAUCUCCCGACUUAUGAAGAAACAUCAAACUGAAUUAAGCUGGAUGGAAGCAUAGUUGGAGAUGUGAUGAUGUGUCUUUGUUCUAUUGUUAUUUACCUCAGUUAUCCCUAAUGUUCAUGUUCUAGUUUAAUCAGAUCUGCUGGUUACAGUAAAGGUUCUGCAUGAAUGGUGUGAUUUAUUCCUUCAGCAAUUAGCUACUUUGAAACACAUGUUGAGUUAAUUUUUUCCUGAUGAUGACAGUCCCUAUCAUGUUGAGUUCCAUAAUGUUGCUGAGGCCAGUUGUUUUGAAUCAAGGAAAUCAAUUGUUUUUUCGAAAA
Molecule: messenger RNA, 1689 nt
Organism: Aegilops tauschii subsp. strangulata
Lineage: Eukaryota; Viridiplantae; Streptophyta; Magnoliopsida; Poales; Poaceae
Product: protein ANTAGONIST OF LIKE HETEROCHROMATIN PROTEIN 1
Cellular component (GO): PRC1 complex; ESC/E(Z) complex
Molecular function (GO): chromatin binding
Source: RefSeq, a predicted model, not a curated record